This is a messenger RNA of Salvelinus fontinalis (brook trout), 3496 nucleotides long. RefSeq names its product YTH domain-containing protein 1-like. The coding region runs from base 181 to 2661 and encodes 826 amino acids. The record is from RefSeq and is a predicted model, not a curated record. Gene Ontology annotation, molecular function: N6-methyladenosine-containing RNA reader activity; mRNA binding. NCBI's taxonomy places the organism in Eukaryota, Metazoa, Chordata, Actinopteri, Salmoniformes, Salmonidae. Gene Ontology annotation, cellular component: nucleoplasm. Gene Ontology annotation, biological process: mRNA splicing, via spliceosome; regulation of alternative mRNA splicing, via spliceosome. The transcript is spliced from 15 exons.
GGAGGGAUCCGCCAUUUUAGUAGCUACGAUGAGACCCACUUUCAGUAAACAUUGAAGGGUGGGGGGCAUAAUUUUAACACGUUUUUGCUAAAUACGUAUUUAGUUAGAUAUCGGGCAACCGUGAGAGAAGGCAAAACGAGUCCUCUAAAGGUUAGCGGAAAGCAGGGAAAGGGGCGGAAAAUGGCGGUCGACAAACGAGAUGAGAAAGAGGGAGAGCUCAACGUCCUGGAUGACAUCCUCACCGAGGCCCCUGACCAGGAUGACGAGCUCUAUAACCCUGAGAGUGAACAGCACGUCAACCAGAAAAAAGGUUCUAAGAGGAAGAACAACCGAGGGGAUAACCACGUGCCGAAGCGUCUGCGACCCACGGCUCACACCACCACCAGACACGCCACUAAGAGAUCAGCCCCCUCGGCUGGGGCUAGCGGGACAAAGCCAGUCAACCCCAGGAGGGGACGGCACCCCCCCGAGUACGAUACUGAAGGAUACUAUGAGGACAGGAAGACCCAUCCUAUGAGAGAUGGUGGGGCGCAGAGAGGGGAGCCUCACAACGCAGCCCACUCUGACAAGACCCUGGGCCGCAGGAGAGAGCCGGACAGACACAGGAUCAUGCCUGAGCUCACCACCGAGGUAGGAGCAGCUUUACUAAGGAUCAUGCCUGAGCUCACCACCGAGGUAGGAGCAGCUUUACUAAGGAUCAUGCCUGAGCUCACCACCGAGGUAGGAGCAGCUUUACUAAGGAUCAUGCCUGAGCUCACCACCGAGGUAGGAGCAGCUUUACUAAGGAUCAUGCCUGAGCUCACCACCGAGGUAGGAGCAGCUUUACUAAGGAUCAUGCCUGAGCUCACCACCGAGGUAGGAGCAGCUUUACUAAGGAUCAUGCCUGAGCUCACCACCGAGGUAGGAGCAGCUUUACUAAGGAUCAUGCCUGAGCUCACCACCGAGGUAGGAGCAGCUUUACUAAGGAUCAUGCCUGAGCUCACCACCGAGGUAGGAGCAGCUUUACUAAGGAUCAUGCCUGAGCUCACCACCGAGGUAGGAGCAGCUUUACUAAGGAUCAUGCCUGAGCUCACCACCGAGGUAGGAGCAGCUUUACUAAGGAUCAUGCCUGAGCUCACCACCGAGAAGCUGAGUCCUCCCAUUGAGGAGGGCAGGGUCAGCCCCUCUAAGGAAGCAGAAGAAGAAGAGGGGGCAUCAGACCAGGAUACGGGCAGCACGGCCGAGUCCUCCGAGGGACACCGAUCCAACGUGGAGGGCGAGGAGGAAGAGUAUGAGGUGCAGGAAGUGGAUCAGAGAGCCAAGAAUGCGGCAAAUGAUUACGACACUCGCAGUGAAGUCAGCGACUCCCAGUCUGAGUCCGUGUCCUUCUCUGAUGGGGAGUCUGUUCUCUCUGGCUCUGGCUCUUCAGGAUCUGAGAAGACACACGAGAAGUCCUUGUCUGUCCGCGCCGUCCGCAAGAACCAGAUCAGCAAGCUGAAGUACGUCGUACGAGACGCUCGGUUCUUCAUGAUCAAGAGCAACAACCAUGAGAACGUCUCCCUGGCCAAGGCUAAGGGUGUGUGGUCCACUUUGCCUGUCAAUGAGAAGAAACUGAACGCUGCCUUCCGUUCCGCUCGCAGUGUCAUCCUGGUCUUCUCAGUCAAGGAGAGCGGCAAGUUCCAAGGUUUUGCCAGGCUGUCCUCUGAGUCCCAUCACGGAGGGUCUCCCAUCCACUGGGUCCUGCCCGCUGGGAUGAACGCCAAGAUGCUGGGUGGGGUGUUCAAGAUCGACUGGAUCUGCAGACGGGAGUUGCCGUUCACUAACACGGCUCACCUCUCCAACUCAUGGAAUGAACACAAGCCUGUAAAGAUCGGCCGAGACGGACAGGAAAUGGAGCCGGGGUGUGGGAUGCAGCUGUGCCUGAUGUUCCCCCAGGACGAGAGCAUUGACUUGUAUCAAGUUAUUCAUAAGAUGCGACACAAGAGGACGAUUCCUUCUGAGCCCCGCUCUCGAGGACGCCCGCCCUACAGAGAGCCCACCCGAGGCGACCUGGGAAGGGGUCGGCCAGAGGAAAAUGCCACUCACAACAGGAAACGCCCGAGGAUUGAUUAUCCAGCAGAGUUCCCACAGAGACCAGGCUUUACACCGGACCCUCGUAACCCGCCAGUUGACCGGCGGCCCCCCACUGGAGUAAGAAGAGAUGUUUUUCUCAAUGGGUCCUACAACGAUUACAUGAGAGAGUUCCACCACACCAUUGGUCAGCCUACUCCUUGGCAAGGAAUGGCACAGUACCCUGGGAUGGAGCAGCCUCCUCACCACCCGUUCUACCAGCACCAUCCUCCUCCUCCCCAGUCGCACCCACCUUAUGCUGGGCAACACCCUGUACCACACGAAGCCCGCUUCAGAGAACCUGUACCACACGACGCCCGCUUCAGAGAGAAGAGACUUGUCCGCUCUUUUAGCUCCAGCCUGCAUGACUAUGACAUGCGAGUGGAUGACUUCCUGAGACGGACCCAGGCUGUGGUGACCAGUCGCCGCAGCCGCCCACGGGAACGAGACAGGCAAAGGGAGCGAGAACGGCCCAGAGACGCCCGACGGGAGCGAGAUCGUGGACGCGACCGGGAGAGAGACAGGAUCAGGGACAGGGAGAAGGAGAAGGAGAGGGGGCACUACAGGAGAUAAAUCAGGGGGACUAAAUCAAACACCAAGUCCUGCGGUACUUUCUUUUAUCGCUUUUCCUUUAUUUUAUUUUUAUAUAUUUUUUUUAAUAUUCUGUACUUUUUUAAGUGAUUGUACUUUUUUUUUUUUUUUUUUUUUUUGUCAAGUCAUCCGCUCAUGUGUAUCAUGAAUGCAUUAUAACUGAACAAAGGCAAUAACAGGAGAAGGGGGUUUGGAGCGUCAAACUAUUGCAGAUGUGAUGUUAGUUUUGUGUUUUUUGUUUUUUUUCCUUAGACCCAGACAGACAGUAAUGACUUUUAAAUGUUUUUAAUGCCAUAUUGUCUUUUUAUGUUGUUCAUAAUUGUACAUGGUUCAUAUUAAGAUCUUGCUACUUAAAGGGGUAUAAUUGAGUCGUACUGAAUCUGUUGUAGCAAGUCCCUUUUUUUACUGGCAUUUUUAGUUUAAAGCCAUUUCAUUUUCUCUCUCGUGUUUUUGACUGGUCCAGAAGCAAAAAAAAAAAAAAAAAAAAAAAGCAAUAUUGUCUGUCUAGAUCUUUAUUUUCUGAAGUUUUACAUCCAGACUCUAAUCAGUGCUGUAAGGCGAUGAGAGAUGUUUGCUUGGGGGGGAGGGGGGAAAAAGUACAAUGUUUUUGAAGGUCUGUUUUGUACAACAAAAAUACUGUGUAUUUUACUACUGUCGUCAGUUGAUAAGUAAAAGACUGGUCUGGAUUGAUUCACUUUAUAGAAACGGUUUUUACUCAGAACUGAGUAUAUUUUUUAAGGCAUUCAAACCUUUAUGAAACCAGUCAUAACACCUUUGCGUGUUGAAGUAUAAUAAAAAAGCUUUACAUCACGUUGAA